UCAUCGACAGGCUCAUACAGCAACCAUGAUUUCUCUGGUCUUCGUUCUGCUCAUUGGAGCCGCUUUCGCCACGGAGGACGACAAGAUUGUCGGAGGGUAUGAGUGCAAGGCCAACUCCCAGCCCCACCAGGUGUCUCUGAACUCUGGGUACCACUUCUGUGGUGGCUCCUUGGUCAAUGAGAACUGGGUUGUGUCUGCUGCUCACUGCUACAAGUCCCGUGUGGAGGUGCGUCUGGGCGAGCACAACAUCAAGGUGACUGAGGGUAGCGAGCAGUUCAUCUCUUCAUCCCGCGUGAUCCGUCACCCCAACUACAGCUCCUACAACAUCGACAAUGACAUCAUGCUGAUCAAGCUGAGCAAGCCCGCCACCCUCAACACCUACGUGCAGCCUGUUGCUCUGCCCAGCAGCUGUGCCCCCGCUGGCACAAUGUGUACCGUCUCUGGAUGGGGAAACACCAUGAGCUCCACUGCUGACAGCAACAAGCUGCAGUGCCUGAACAUCCCCAUCCUGUCCUACAGCGACUGUAACAACUCCUACCCUGGCAUGAUCACCAACGCCAUGUUCUGCGCUGGAUACCUGGAGGGAGGCAAGGACUCUUGCCAGGGUGACUCCGGUGGCCCUGUGGUGUGCAAUGGUGAGCUUCAGGGUGUUGUGUCCUGGGGUUACGGAUGUGCUGAGCCCGGAAACCCCGGUGUCUACGCCAAGGUGUGCAUCUUCAAUAACUGGCUGACCAGCACCAUGGCCACCUACUAAGUCUGAUCCUAGCUUCGGUCCUCCAGCAUGGUCCCAGAACUCUACAACAUCCUGUGCAGUUCAACAUCUACCUUUUAUACUGGAGAUUAAAUACUAAUGACAAAUAAAACAUUUAACAUCAUUUGAGUUACUGUGUCUAUUCCCAAGGUAUAAAACUUUAAAACUAUAAAAAUUAAUAUACUGUAGAAGGUACUUCUUACAUGCAUGCAGCAUAGAACACAUGUUCAUGAAUGUAGUAGUGCAAUAGUAUGUUCUGUAUGUCAUCAAAGGAGUGUUGAUUGCAAGUGGAAUGUCUCAAUUUGUGUUGGUUUAUAAAUGCUGUAACUAUAACAGCUUAAAGCACUUCUAAUGUACAUGUACCGUAGGUGUUUUUAAGGCUUCAAUAAACUAUAAGGGAUAAGUCCGAA
Messenger RNA from Salvelinus namaycush (lake trout), 1161 nucleotides. RefSeq names its product trypsin-1-like. NCBI's taxonomy places the organism in Eukaryota, Metazoa, Chordata, Actinopteri, Salmoniformes, Salmonidae. Gene Ontology annotation, biological process: proteolysis. Gene Ontology annotation, molecular function: serine-type endopeptidase activity. The record is from RefSeq and is a predicted model, not a curated record. The transcript is spliced from 6 exons. Bases 26 to 754 code for a protein of 242 amino acids.